Molecule: messenger RNA, 1155 nt
Organism: Thelazia callipaeda (thelaziosis nematode)
Lineage: Eukaryota; Metazoa; Nematoda; Chromadorea; Rhabditida; Thelaziidae
Source: the annotation of a GenBank genome assembly
AUGUCAAACUUCCUGAAAAUUUUCCGUUCCAAGAAACCAUCGGAAAAAGAAAAUUUGAAAGCGGACAAUGCUGAGGAAAAAGUAAUUCAUCGUAGCAAAGACAAUUAUGGGGGUGCAUCAUCAUCGAAACGCGAUAAGCGUAUUUCUCGAAUACGUAGCAUUGAUGACUCUUUCAUGAAAGCAACUGCUGCUUAUCAUACGGUUACUCAACCAAGGCAGUACAAAGUUUCUCGAUCCUGUGUCGGGAGAGAUGAGUAUGAUAAGUGCGACAAAUUUCGUCAUUCAGUUGACUUGCAUAAUCGGAAUAGUAUGAAAUAUGGGAAACGGUCAUAUCUAGAAAAAGAUCGGUAUAAUGAACGGAUGUUGUUAAUGGGACGAAACAAUUAUGAUUCAGAAGUUUUCGAUUCUGAUGAUUCAUAUGACUCGCAGAAUGAAGUUGGACGAAACAGUGAUAACGCUGUUCACGCGUUAGAAAUGAAGCUGGAUGGUCUGUUCUACCGCCUUCGUCGAGAAGAAGAACGCAAAAAUGCUUAUAAGCAAAAAUUAAUGUCCGAAAGAAUAGUGAGGCAGCAUGUUGAAAGUAAAUUUGUUGAAGAUAUCCAGCGCUUGACACAAUUAGUUGAGACACUAAAGAAUGAACAAAAAUCGUAUCGUAAUCGCAUUAUGAUUUUAGAAAACCAGAUUAAACAAAGUGGCUUAAAAUUAGUAGCAGAUAGCUUAAAAGGAUCGUCUCUUUUCUGUUCACCUCCAUCAACGUCUAAUGCGCAAGUGCUAGCAAUUAAUGAUUUAGCUUGUUCAGCCACUUCUGGUUCUACCGUUCCAUUAGCAUCUACAUUGCACUGCAAUGCAAUUAAUGAAGAAAGCAUUGACGAAGUGAGGAAUUUUCGAAUCAAUGAGGUAUCAUAUUAUGAGAUUGUCACUUCAUCUGUGGAAGCUGAACGACGUACCAUAUCCGGUAGUUCUUUCUCAACACAUGAAAAUGAGGGUUCACCAACUCUGGAAGAAACUUUACGCACCAUUGAUCGUGCAACUAAAGCAGCAGCAGUGUCGCAUCAGGGGUUUCCCGAUAAAAUCUCUGCGUCAAAAUUACGUAGAUCAAGCAGUGACACCAGACUUGGUCAUCGUGAUAUGAUGCUAAAAUCAACUAAUAUCUAA